CCGGCAUUCGCGAGUCGUCUAUCCUCCGCUACGUAACGGAGGCCAGUGUGACCCUUUUGGGGUCGUCGCAAAUAACCAUUUUCACAACAUAUUCAGGGGCUGUGAGACAACAGGGUUGACGUAUGGAGGCUGUGAAUGGCGUGUCCGAGGGGGACAAGGGGGGACCGCCUCCCCCCAGCCCCCUCACUGGGUGUUACCUCCUGAUCGUCAUCGGUGAACCGCACUCCUCUGACCAUAAGGACAUCAUCCUCCAGAGAGUGGCCAAAGGGUUGCUAUCUUGGGAUGUAAACGACUGUCUCGUUGAUCUUGAAAAGGAAUUAGCCAUAAUAACAGAGCAGGCUCUAGAAGGAGAGGAAGCAAGAUAUGGGGAACGACUCAUCCAAUUCGCAUCGGAAAAUUUGGUGACUGAAAUUCUGAUCCAUCCGGUGGUAAGCACGUUGGCCCAGUGCGUGAGGAAUUUGCUGAGCAGUUUUACUCGACACCGUCACAUCAUCCAUGCAGGAUACACGUUCGCCGCGAACGGAUCCUGGGCCCUUCAAGAUGGAACAUUUUCAUUGGCCGAUUUUUCGGAAGCGUUCCAAGAGAUAGAAGUGCAACGUGUCAUUCGUGCAUACGAAAAUGGCAUAUCAUUGGAUCUGCACUGCUCACCUGAAGGAGACUGGAAUCGUCUCUCUAAAGAACCAUUCGCUAGAAGCUGUAAAUUGCGAGUCAAUCCCAACGAUGUACUAAACGCCGGUUCACCCGCAAUUACCAGUUUCAUGUCCUACAUCUCACCAUUUCUUGUGCCCACUUCGUUGGAAAAUCUAUUGGAAAGUUCCGACGUGGUAGGCAACAUCAGAUUCUCCAGACCAACGUUGUAUGUCUUUCCUGGAGGACAGGGUGAUGCCGCACUCUUUGGUAUCAACGGAUUUAACAUGUUGUUGGAUGGAGGAUAUUCCAGAAAGGCCUGCUUCUGGGAUUUCGUGAGGCAUCUUGAUCGAUUGGAUGCAGUACUAAUGACGAGGUUGAACAAUGGGAAUGUAAAUGGGCUUAGCGCUGUACUUAAAAGAAAGAAACAGGAUGCCGUCUACCCUCAAAUUGGCCAUUUCUUUUGCAACAUAAUAGAAAGAAAAACAAUAAUGAGUCCGGACGGUGACAAAGACAAGGAUCCGCUACUAAUAAAUUUGAUUGACGAGGGACAGGAAAUCAUAUCCAAUUUACGUCAUCUCAGUCUAAAUCCUCAGGUUUGCUAUCGUGAUUCCGAGCCCAUAAAUUUGUACCAUAAAGUAGGUCAUGGUACAUUAGAUAUGUACGUACUCAGUCCUGCCAAAGAUUCCAAAGAAGUAAGGGAGUUCCUCAUGAAGUGGAACCACAGUGACCAAAAAUUGUUUGCCAAUCAGAAACAUGGCCGUGAAUUUACUUUUCCCAUCCAAAAUUUAGUAUCUAUUUGCGCACUUUUAGUAUGGCAACCUGCGAAUCCUAAUGACACGAUAACAAGAAUCUUAUAUCCAGGAAGUAGUCCUCAGAAGAAAAUAUUCGAAGGACUGGAUAGACUAAAACAACUAGAAUGCAUCAAGCAUCCCGUCUGUUCAGAAAAAUCUCUUUCUCCAGUUUCUAUUAUUAAAUCUAAACAAAAGGAAACGAUUUUAGAUAAAGUAGUACCAACUGAAAAACCUAAAGUUCCUUUAGAAAAGAAAGAAAAGCCAGAAAAAAUCCGUCAAGAAAACAAAUUAAUAGAAAAUAAUAUUAAAAAUGGCGACGUUAAUGGAGUAAUUCAGGAAAAGCCUGUAAGCGAAAAGGUCGUUAAAAAGUCUGAAUCAACUGAUAGUGAGAAAAGUGCAAAAGGUAAAAAACAAGAAGAAGCCAAACUCGUGGAAAAUGGAGAUAAACUUAAACAAAAGCCAAAAACUGAAAAUAAACCGCCUAAAGCUCGUGCCGAGUCUCAACAAAGAAGAAAACCUACAGAGAAAAAAGCUUCACCUACCACUCCUAAAAAAUCAGUUGACAAUAAAACGAAUGGUGAAGUUAAACCAAAGACUGUCAUGAAACCGUCACCCUCUGCAACACCAGCAAAAAGUACAAAAGAUGCAAACAAUCGUCGAGUAAUAGAAUCGAAAAAAGCAGCUCCUAAAAGAGAAUCUGCGCCAUCAAAACCGUCAGAAUCUAAACCGAAGGUAGAGAGAAAGCCCAUAUCGAGGCGACCGAAGGAAACUCCUAAAGCUCCAAUUAGUCCUGUAAAGAAAAUGAAUGGUGUUCACAAACCCGAUAGUAUAUCCAAGCGAGGUAAAUUGGACAAAGAGGGUACGACUGAUUCCAGUACCGUCAGCACGCCUUCUGCAGAUCAAGAAAGCAUUCUUAAAAAGGAUCUUUCAAAAUUAACACCUGAAGAAAUUCAACAAUUAAAAGCUAAAGAAUUAGCUGAUCUUAAGGAAGAACAGGAAGCAGUCAAGGAAAUCGAAGCGGUAUUCAAGAAAGGUGAAAAAAUCAAAGAUGAUGAGUCAUCCAAUCUAAGAAAAAUUAAAGACAUUUCUAUAGAUGACAAAAUGGAAACAGAAGAAUAUCUGAUUAUAGAAAAAGAAGAAAUCGAACAUGAUUCUCUGGAUGAGAAAGAUACCAAAGAAGACGAAACUCAAAAACUUGCGAGAGACAGUGAAGAAUCGGAGAAACAGAGAAAAUUAAGUGACGAAAGUGUAAAAAUCGCAGAAGAGAUUAAAGAAAUGUCCAACGAAAUUUCUAACGAAAAAAUAAAAGAAAUUACUAAAGAAGUAACUCAUAUAGUAGAAGAAGCUGCUGAUAUCGUUAAAUCUAAAGAAGCAUCGGAAAAAACACCGGAAGACAAACUUGAAGUAUCUGUCGACAAAAAGGAGUUGGAGGAUGAAGUUAAAGAAGUAGCUCAAGAAUCCCAACCGGAUGAAAAAUGCUCUGCAAAUAUCGAAUCUGGUGCAACAACAACUGCGCCAACAUUACCAGAAGAUGAAAGGAUACCACUAGAUGAUAUUAAAGAAGAUAAUGGACAGGUAGUUGAAGAAAAACAUAUCAAGGAAGAUACGAAAGAAAAAGAUAUUCCUGUGAUCCAAUUACCUCCAAAAUCAUUCGACAAUGUUAGUAAGUUACCGUCUGUAGUAGGAAUUAGAUUGGAUAAACAAGCUCAUAUUCGUGAUAUUGUUAAAACACCUGAUGAGGUUGCUGAUUUACCAGUACACGAAGAAGUCGAUAUUGCCCAAUAUAAUGAAUAUACACAUGAACUCAAAACAACUGAUAUUCCAGAGAAGACGCAAGAACCAGUGUCAAAAGAAUAUGUAGAUGCAAGAGUUAUGUCAGAUCAAGAAAAACUUAAAGCAUUAACUGAAAAUGUAAUUCAAAAUGAAGCUGCGAUGACUGUUGAUAUUUUAAGAGACAACGAAAAGGAGAUGUAUGGUGCACUUUCAAAAGAUAAAGAAAAUAUUGCACAGGAGGAGAAAGAAGUUUGUAAAAAGGAAUUAACAAAAUCUCCUGACGAAGAAAAAGAUAAAGAUGAACAUGAACAAGAUCAAGAGAAGCAAGUGGUUGAUUCGAAACUAAUUAGUGGUGGCAAAGUUAUUGAAGAUGAAACAACAGUUACACCUAUUCCUGAAGUUUUUAAGGAAGAAACAAAAGAACCAUCCAUCGAUGUGAAUAAAUUAAAAAAAAAAGAAGAACACCUAGGAGAAGAACAGCACAUUGAAAAAGCAGUUGGAGAAGAAAUUGAAAGAAAAGAAAUAAUACAAACCAAAGAGGAAGAGACAAGUAGUAAUGAAAUCAAAGAUGACAAAGAAAAGUCUGUUGAAGAGGAUAUUAAAAUAAAAGAAGAAAUAAUACAUACUAAAGAAAAAAUAGAAGACACCAAAGAAUUAAAAGAAACCAAAGAAAAACUCAAAGAAAAUGAGGAAUUAAUAGAAACCAAACAAGCAUUGGAAGACACCAAAGAUGAAUUAAAAAGUAAGGAAGAAAUAAUAGACACCAAAGAAGAAGUGAAAGUCCAAGAAGAAUUAAAAGUCACAGAAAAAAUAUUAGAUACCAAAGAAGAUGAGGGGCAGGAUCUAGAAAAGAAAGAAAAAGAUAGUGAUAAAAUAAAAGAUGGAGGUCACAUUGAAAAGACUAUUGAAGAAAAAAUUGAAAGAAAAGAAUCAGACGCCAAAGAAGAAUUAAAAACCACAGAAAAAAUAAUAGAAACUAGAGAAAGUGAGGAACAGGAUCUAGAAAAGAAAGAAAAAGAUACUGAUAAAAUAAAAGAUGAAAGUCACAUUGAGAAGGCUGUUGCAGAAGAAAUUGGAAAAAAAGAAUCAGAUACCAAAGCAGAAUUAAAAGCCGCAGAAAAAAUGAUAGAAACCAGAGAUGUUGAGAAACAGGAUUUAGAAAAGAAAGAAAAAGAUACUGAUAAAAUAAAAGAUGAAAGUCAUAUUGAAAAGGCUGUUGAAGAAAAAAUUGAAAAAAAAGAAUCAGACAUUAAAGAAGAAUUAAAAACCACAGAAAAAGUAAUAGAGACUAAAGAAGGUGAGGGGCAGGAUCUAGAUAAAAAAGAAAAAGAUAGUGAUAAAAUAAAGGAUGAAACUCACAUCGAAAAAGCUGUUGAAGAAGAAAGUAAGGAAUCAGACACCAAAGAAACCGUAAAGGAAAGCAAAGAAGAAUUCAAAAAAAAAGAAGAAUUAAUAGAAACCAAAAAAGAAAUUAAAGAGGAUUUAAAAACUAAAGAAGAAAUGGACACCAAAGAAGAAUUGAAAGAUGUAAAAGAAGACUUAAAAGAACACAAAGAGGAAAUAAAAGAAGCUGAACAAGAAACAAUGCAAACUGAACAAGUUAUAAAGGAACCAAUUGAAGAAGUUAAGGAGUCAUCAACUCAAUUAAUCACAGAAAAGUCUAGCGAAAUUCUUCCAGAUUCUGAAGUUAUGGAUUCAGAAAAUAAGUUAACUGGAGAAGUAUCUAAAACAGAAAAUCUUCAGAAGCUUGAUUCUAAAGAUUUACCCGAAAAACAAGAUUUAAUUCAAGACACCAAAGAAAUAGUAGAGACAGUAAAAGAUGAUGCACGAAAAGAGACUAUUAUAGAAAAAAGCGAUGAUAAACAAGUAACAACUGAAUUACCAGAUGAAAUUCUUGUUUCUAAAGAAAUUGAAAAAGAAUCUGUGAAAAAAGAAAAAGUUGAUGAAAAUCUUGAUAAAACAAAAUUAGAAGACAAUAAAGUAUCUAAUCAAGAAGAUACUAUUGAAAUAAAAGAUGAAAAGACGUCCCUUAAACUUGAUUUGAAUGCAGAACCCGAUAUUUCUAUACCAGUUAACGAUGAGGAAUAUGAGAGUGAUAGUGAGUCAAAAGAAACUAAGGCUGUCUUAUCCCCAGAACAUACAGUUGAACCAAAGGACGUAAUUGAAAAAAUGUCUAGCUACGCGCAAGAGUUAUCAAAAAUUGAAGAAAAAAUGCAAGAAUUGAAAGAAGCAUCUCAAAAUGGAGACAAAUCUGAAACUAUUAAAGUAGAUCAUAAAACUCAAGAAGAGAUUCUUCAUGCUGAACCUGUUUUUAUAUCUUCAGCGUCGACUCCUGAUACACCAAAGAUAAUAGAUCCCCUACAGGAAAUUGAUAAAACCGAGUUAGGGCGUAAAUCUCCAAAAGAGCGAGAAGAGGAUGUUAUCAAAAUAGUCACGAAAGUUGCAGAAGUGCUAAAAUCGGACGCACCUCUGGAAGAAUUUGAAGGAAAAAUUCCUUUAGGAGGAUAUCCCUACCAACCUGGUUAUACAACAGAACUGAGAGAGACUCAUAUAACCACAGUAGAAUCCCCUAUCAUCGAAAGCAAAGAAAUUAGUACUAUUCCUGAAGAACCAAUCUGUCCUAAAUCACAAACUGCAAGUUUCCUUGAAGAAGAAAAGAAAAUUAGUGUUAUUCCUGAAGCUGAAGAAAAAAUAGAAAAUGAACAAAAAAGAAGUAGUUUAAUCAAGGAAUCGCAGGAACUUAUGAUGGCAACGUCCAAAAUCAUAUCUGAUAUCAAGUCAAAAACGGAAGAUGUUGAAGAAAAGGUAGAUGAUGUAGAAGAAAAAGAAGAUGAAGAUUCGGGUACAGUACAUAGGAUGCUAGUAACAGCAUCUAGUGAAGAUGGCGGUGAGGAGAUUGAAAUUUGUCCUCCUGGUACUAUCACAUUUUCAAAAAGUUCUGAAAGUUCUGGUCGAUCUUCUCCAGAUAUUCAUUCACAGAAACAAUCACAAAAAUCUUCUCUUGUAGAAACCAUCUCUGAAUCUAUUGUAACAGUUCAAGAGGCUAAUGCCAUGCCUUCUGAAAAGGAUUCAUGCUUUGAUGAUCAAAAUAAGAGUGCUUCUCCUGUCGAAGAAAAAGACAUCAAGCAGAACAUUAAGGAUGCAUCAGAAAAAUCUCCUGAAUUAAAAGAUGAAAUAUUAGAUAGGAAAUCAUCUGUUACUGAUAAAGUUGAUGAAAAAAUAGACGUUACUACAAAAGAAAAAGCAGAUUUAAACAAGUCGUCCCCUGAAUCUUCGAAACUUUCAAGUGACACAGAAAAGCAAGACCAGACCUUAGGUGAUAAGAUCGAGACAACAAAAGAAUCUGAAAAUUUACAAGAACAUAAGAGUGCUUCUCCUGUCGAAGAAAAAGACAUUAUUAAGCAGGACACUAAGGAAGCAUCAGAAAAAUCUCCUGAAUUAAAAGAUGAAAUAUUAGAUAGAAAAUCAUUUGUUACUGAUAAAGUUGAUGAAAAAACUGACGUUAGUACAAAAGAAAAAGCGGAUUUAAACAAGUCGUCUCCUGAUACUUCGAAACUUUCAAGUGACACAGAAAAGCAAGACCAGACCUUAGAUGAUAAGAUCGAGACAACAAAAGAAUCUGAAAAUUUACCAGAACAGGACAUUAAAGUUUCUAAAAUAUUAUCCGGUAAAUCUUCUCCUGAUAUUAUUGAAUCCAAAGACACACCAAAGGAAUCUUUAACAACAGGAAAAACACCUGCCUUAAGUGACAAUGAAAAAGAUGUUAUAAUAAAAUCUGGUAAAUCUUCUCCGAAUCUUGUUAUUUCUAAAGAAGGUUCAAUAGAAAAGUUGGAUGAAGUAACUAAAGAUGAAAUAAAGCUUAAGGAAGAGUCAGACGACAAGACUUCGGUAUUACAUCAAGAUAAGUCAGAUAAUAUCUUACUGGAUCAUGAAAAGGGAAGUACUCAUGAUUCAGGAAAAUCGUCACCACUCUUUUCUAUCACUAAAGAUACUCCACAAGAACCAGAUCAUAUUACAGAUAAAUCUAUUCCCGAACUACCUGAAACCAAGAUAGGCACAACUGAAAUAACUUUAAAAGAAGAACUGGAUAAAACAUCAGAUUUGCCUGCCGACUUGAAACAAGUCGCUAAAACUGAUAUGCAAAAAGAUUCUCCCAGUGUCGAUUCAUCUGGAAAAACAUCACCAGAUAUUAAAAAAGAUAUUGUAUUUGGAACCCAUUCUCCAGAUAUUCAACACAAAGAUGAAGCAAAAGAUCAAUUAUCCGAUAAAUCAACAGCUAAAUUAGUAGAAAAAGUUGGAGAAGUUCCACAAGAUGAGAUCAAGGAGCCUACUCUUGUAGAUGGAAAAUUAUCACCUGAACAAGAUAAAGACUUAUCAGGUAAAUCAACACCCGAUAUCAAAAUUGAAACUUCCAAAUGUGAAGUAGUCGCAAAGGAUAUACUUGAUAAGUCCGGAAAAUCAACUCCUGUGGGUCUAGAUAUAGAAAAAGAAGAUCUAACAUUAAAACAAGAAUUGGAAAAAACUACAGAAAUGAAAACGAAAGAUGAACAGAGUAUAUUAACAUCUGAUCCGCAACUAAAAAGUAAUUUAUCUGAUUUGACAUCAGACAAAAAAGCAGCAGGGGAUCAUAAAGAUUUAUCUGGAAAAUCUACACCUGAUAUCAAAGAAGAUGUACAACAUUUAUCUGGAAAAAUUACGCCAGAAAUUAAAAGUGGUCUUGAUGAUGUAUCUGAUAAAAUGAAAGAUAGCCUUACUACAUCAAAAACUCCCUCGGGUAAAUCAACUCCUGAAAUAAAAGAUAUUGAUAUUAAAGAUGAUAUAAAAUUCUCUGGAAAAGCGGACGGAGAAACUAAAGAUACAACAGAAAAAGAUAUAGAUACUAAGGAAAUUAAGGAAGUAGACAAACUGUCUGAGAAAAGAGGAAGUGUUGUGGAAGAAGUCGAAGGAUUUUUCAGCAAAUUGGGAUCCACUAUAAAAUCGGCCUUUGAGGAUGUUAAAGAUGUAUUAGAUGUAGAAGAGAAACAUGAAGAUGGGUUUUCUAAAGACAGUAAAGAACAGGAUUUGAAAGAAGUUGGGGAUAAAGUUCCAGAAAAAAUUGUAAAAGAAAUAUUGCAAGAAAUGCCUAAGACAAUAUCGGAUAGUAAACCGACUCCAUCAAUUAAAUCAGAGGAGGAUAUAUUAAAGAACUUAGAAUCGAUGAUAGAAACAGACGAUUCUGAAGAAAAAAGUAAGGUAGCUUCUACAGGAAGCGAUAUUGAUAAAUCAAAAGCCGAAAUUGUUCCACAAAAAGUGGUAUCAAAACCUGCUGAAGCUGGAUUUGGUUUAUUCAACGUACUUGGAUCAGCAAUUACAGAUGUUUUUGAUAAAAUUGAGAAGACUGCUUCUGAUGUAAAGGAAGUGGUAUCACAUGAAACAAAAGAGCUAGAUGACAAAAUACAACAAGUCGUGACGAGUGCUGAAGAAAGUAAAACUAACAUUGAAGACUUCUUGGAUCGGAAGAAAUCUGAUAUUGAAUCUGCUUUGUCUGAAAAAGUAUCACAAUUCGAUUCCCAAAUUAAGGACACUGUCGAGAGUGCUACCGGUAAAUUGGAAGAAGUUGGUACCAAAAUUGAAAGUAAAAUUGAUGAUGUGAAAAAAGAUGUAACUGAAAAAGUUUCAGAAAUUGACUCUAAGAUUAAAGACACUGUCGAAAGUGCUACUGAUAAAUUAGAAGAUAUAUCUAUAAAAACAGAGACUAAAAUUGAUAGUGUUAAGAAGAAUGUGGAAAAAACUACUUCUGAUAUCACAGAUGCGUUAAAUAAAGAGAAAGAUCUUAUUGAAAGUAAAAUUUCUGAAAAAAUAUCAUAUGCUGAUGAUAAGAUUAAGGAUACGAUUGAUCAAAUUGAUUCAAAAAUUGAAGAUGUGAAAAAUGGUGCAGAAAAACUUCAAGACACUAUAAAACAAGAUCAAGUCAUUGUUGAGAAAAAAGUUACAGAAUUGGUUAGCGAAGGGGAAGAAAAACUUACUAAGGCUGCAGAUACAAUCUUAAAAGAAAAAGAUAGUGUAGAAGACAAAAUUGAAACUGCAGUAAAGGACACCGUUGACCUUAAAAAUAAGCUAAGUGAUUCAGUUCUAUCAUUAACAGAUGAAGCCGACAUCAAAAUAAAGAAAUCGGCUGAUAGUGUUGUUGAAAUAGUGGAUAAAUUAGACAGUAAAACUGACAAAAUCAAAGAAGAUGCAGCAAAAGCAACAGAAAGUGUCACAGACAUAAUAUUAACAGAAAAACUAGGAUUGGAGGAGAAAGUAGCUACCACACUUGAUAAUCUACAGGAGAAAACUAAAGAUGUUUCAGCAAAAUUAAAUGAUUCAAUUAAAGAUAAGGUUGAAGAAAUAGAUAGUGACUUUAAACAAAGUGAAAAGGGCAUAACCGGUCCCACUAAAGUUAUUGAAAAAGCUGCAAACAUUAUAACAUCAGUUGUUACAGAUGUGGAGUCUAAAGUUUCAGAUGUAAAAGGUAUUACUGGUCAAGAUGAAGCUAAUCUUGAUAAAACUCCCUGUGAUAAAAAGGCAGACAAAAUAGAUCAUUCAGAAAAAGAAGCUGAUGAUAUUAAAUCUGUUGUAGAAAGUAUUGAUCAUGGUUUGAAGAAGAACGUUGAUAUGGGUAGUCUGUCAAUUGAUUUAAAAGAAACCAAACCAGAAACUACUAAAACAUUCACAGAGUUGAGAGAUAUCGUCGAAAAAGAACAUGAAAAAGUCUCUGACAUUGUACUACCAUCUGUUUCAGACAUGUCCAAAAUAGUUAAUGGUAUUCAAUCUCCGUUAGACGACGUCAGAGAAUCUCAAAGCAAUAUCUGUGACCUUGAAAAUAAACUUAAAGGUACUUUGGAAAACACUGAUGAAUUAAUAAGUAAAGUUGGAGAUUGCAUAAAAACUCAAAUUGAUAGUAAAAAAGAAGAACUAGAACAAAAAGCAGUCGAUUUGAAAGAUUCGAUGGCUAAAACAACUGAAAACGUUCAAAGUCAAAUAGAAGGUGUAACAAAAUUAGUUGCAGAAAAAGUUGAUAGUAAGAUUGAAGACGUUAGUACAACCAUUGAUCAUGUUGCUAGCGGUAUCAAAGAUGACGCUUCUAAAAUUAAAGAUACAAUUGCAAAAGAAACUGAACAAAUUGAGAAAUCGGUUACUGAUACUGUCCACACUACAAUAGAAACAGCAGAUAAAAAAUUGAAGGAUGUCAAAGAUUCAAUUGAAUCGAAGAGGACUGAAAUUGAGGAAACUGUAUCUGAAAGAAUAUCGGAGGCUAAAGAUCAUGCUAAGGAUAAAAUUGAUCAGGCGGGAGGUUUCUUUAGUGGUUUAAUUUCUUCUGUUGAAAGUAAACUUGACGACAUCAAAAAGGGCUUUGACGAUGCAACAACUGGUCUGAAAGAUACAAUUUCUCAUGUUGAUGAGAAAGAAAAAGCGAUUGAUAAAAUUGACUCUUUAUUGGAAAAUAAUAUUGAUUUGGAGACUGGCGACUUAAAACUUAAAUCUGAUGAAACACUGGAAAAAGUAAAAUUAGAUGAAAAAGUAAAAGAACUUAAAGAUGAAUCUUCAAAAGACCAAAAAUGCGACGUAGGUGAUCAAAUAUUGGUAAAUGGCCAAGAAGAAGAUAAAGAAUCGAUAAAUAAAAUGUGCAUGGAUAAGCUUGAAUCUGUUUGUUCAAAAUUAGAUGAAAAAUUGGACGAGUCAAAGAAACCUAUUGAAGAAAAGACAAAGGAUUUUAUCACAACAUUGAGUGAUAAGACAUCACAAGUCGAAGAAGAAAUUGAAGGUGGUAUCAAAACUUCUUUGGAUAAAUGUGAAAAGGGAUUAACUGAUUUAUUAAAAAGUGUUGACAAGCUUGAGAAAAAGGCCGCUGAAUCCACCUCCAAAAUAGAUGAGGAAAUUAAAGAUAAAAUUAUCGAUGUUAAAAAGACGACUACUAAAUUUGAUGAGGCAAGUGAGAUGACCAAAUCGAUAUAUGGAGCAUUGGAGUCAGAAGCUGGUGAUAUUAAAAAAAUUGCUGAAGAAAAAACUGAUAAAGUAGAAAAAUCUGGUGAACAUUUAAUUGAAGAAGCGAAAGAUAUUGUUCAUUCAGUUGGAGAUAUGGCCAAAUCCAUAUUUACAUCCAAAUCUGAUGAAGCUGAAAAGACAAUAGAAAAAUCAGCUUCUGAUAUAGCUGAUGCCUUCGAUACCGUAACAGAUAUGUCAAAAUCUGUUAUAUUUGAAAAGUGUGGUGACUCCAAGAUACCUCCUAAGGAACUAGAAGAAGCGACGAAAAUGGUAGAAAAAUCUGCAGAUGAUUUAACAGAGACGUUUGAAAAAAUAACAGAUAUGUCCAAAUCUGUAAUUUUUGAUAAAUGUGAUAAAAAGGAAACUGUAGUGGAAAAGACUGCAAAAGAAUUAGCAGAUACAUUUGAUUCAAUAACUGACAUGUCUAAAUCAGUAAUUUUUGAGAAAUGUGAGAAGCCUGAAGAACCGAAGCCGGUCGAAGAGUCUUAUGAAAAAUGUGAUAAAUUUAAAGCAGGGGUAGCACCGUCUGUUGAUGAAUUGCAGAAGGAGAAAGUAGGUUUGUUAGAAUCAGAUAUUGUAAAUAAGAGUGAUUUAAAGACUGAAAAAUUAGAUGAUAAAGGAAUUGAAUGUAGUAAAGGUAAAAGUGAUGAACAUACAUUAGGCGUUGCACAAAAUGACGUUAAGAAACUAUCUAUAUCCGAUGUAGAAAUUUCAUUAGCUGAAAUGGAUCCGAAGAAAGUUAGUAAAGACUUACUCGAACAAGAACGACAAUUAUAUGAUGCUCUGGAGAGUGCACCUGGUUCAAGCACACAAACACUUCAACUUAGCAAAGGGUCGCCGCAGUUAAGUGGUAAAUCCACACCUGACAUGGCAGAACAUAAAACAGAUACACAUAUCCUUGGAGUUUCCACCCCACCUAUAGUGCCUGUAAGUCCUAGUGCAAGAGUUCCUUCACCAACAUCAAAAGUAGAAAGCAAGAAACCUACAAACGAAACUCUAUCAACAAUAAUGAAAGAAGUUGAUGUCCGAAGUUCAACACCCGGUAGUGAUGACUAUGAAGUAGUGUCAUCUAUCCACAGCGACAUUUCCUCAAGUCAGUUCUCCAAAGCUCCGUAUGCAUCUGAAAGUGAAAGAAUAGAGAGUGAUGAUGAUGAUGAUAUUCCCGGCUCUCCUUUAAGCAUAACAUCACAAGUAGCCCAUUCAAGAUCGUCGUCUCAUUACGAUUUUGAUGAGGAUACUAACAGAAUAUCUAAAAUAGAUCCGAUGAAUAUGUCGUUCUAUGGAGCAUUACCGGAUGACCCAGAGACAAGUGAUAUUGUGGAAUCUGAUGAUAAGAAAGCUGUUUCAGCUGACCUACUGCCAACCCAUCUAUUUGAAAUCACUAAAGCUAAAUUUACAAGCCAGGUGGAAGAUGAUAAAGUAGAUAGCAAUAAUCAAUUAGACCAAUUAAACAAAAAUGGGGCUUCCCAAUCUAGCAGUUUAAUGACGUCAAGUUUCAUGGGAACAGAAUUGCCUACUUCUGCAGAAAAACCCCAGGAAAAGGAUCCAAUUGGUUCAUGGGGCAAACCCUUAGGAUUACCCUCACCUGCUCCUCCCAAUGAAGAUAAAGGUACACCAAAGAAAGAAAAGAAAUUACCACCAAACGUAACAGCCAAAAAUAAAUUAAACGACGAUAAAAAGAGAUCCGAGUCUCCUUCCAAAUACAGAAAGAAACUAAAUCCUGUAUAUGUUGACUUAACCUAUGUUCCACAUCAUGGAAAUUCCUAUUAUUCCUAUGUGGAUUUCUUUAGGAGGAUCCGUGCCAGAUAUUACGUGUUCUCCGGAAUUGAACCAAGUAAGGAGGUGUACAACGCGUUACUGGAGGCCAAACAAACUUGGGAAGAUAAGGACUUAGAAGUCACAAUUAUCCCCACCUAUGACACUGAUAUCUUAGGAUAUUGGGUGGCAGAAAACGAGGAAUUGCUGACCAAAUACAAAAUUGAUUUGUCACCAUCCGCCAGCCGUUGCACUAUCAAUCUUCAAGAUCAUGAAACAUCAUGUUCAGCAUACCGUCUUGAAUUCUAAAUUAAAACUUUUUCGUUGCCAUUUCCUUUAAUAUAUUGUUUCAGCAAUAAAUAAAUAAUCAUCUUCCCAAAAAACAGAGGCUUUCCAGCCACAACGAAAUCCGGAAAACAUUGGAAUCAGAAAAUUUUCGAAACGUCCAUUUACAAUUUUACGCCAAGGUAUAUCUAAUAUCUUCCUUGUUAUUACCUCUUUAAUUAAAAUUAUUGUUAAACGGUCUUCAUAAAACCAAUUAACUCAAUUAAUUAGAUUAGAGAUGUAAUAGGUAGUCAACUAAAUCACACUUAAAUUUAGACUGGUUCGAGGAGAACAAAUUUAGGACAUUUUAAAUUUGAACAUUUAAUGUUGUUUAUGUGCAGUCUUCCUCAAUUAUUCUCGAACAGAAUUAUUGAUGAAAGAAUGUCGGUAAAAGUUUAUUGAGACGUAAACACGUAAAAUUAUGUGUAUAAAUACAAAUUUAGAAUAGAAUAAAAAAUGUGAGCUAUCGACAUCAAGGCUAGAGAUGCAAGAAAUAAUUAAAUAGUUUGCAUUAACUGAAACCAAUUUCCAUAGACAAUCUGUAUUUUAUAGUAGGCUCACCGAUAUUUUAAUAUGGAGUAAUAGAAAUUCGCAAACACCGCCUAGAAAUUUGUUACGUUCGUUGGAGUUAAUGCUCUCGACUAUGUAAUUAUUUCUGUUGCUUUAUAUGUAUUAACAAACCUUAUAUAUAUCUGAUGUGAUACCCCUAGUUUUUGUUAGCAUUAAUAGUUGAUAGUAACGGCGGUUAAAUGUACUGAGGCCGUGUUUAUUCAUUUAUUGCAUUUUAUACAGACACGCUUUUUUAGGAUCACUAUGCCAAAGAAAAGUCUUACGCUUCAUUUUCCUUCGUUUUGAGUUUAUGUGUUUUUGUGUAAAUCAUAUUUAUUAUAUUAGUAUUAGGUUUAUUUAUUGAUACAUCUAUUUAAUGGCCAAAAUAUUAGUCGUUUCAUGAUUUUUGUUUUUUAUUUCACUAGCGUUAUUUAUUGUUAUACUGGGGCCUAUAAGAUACGAAAUGCUUACGGUGUGAUUGGUAUUAUUAGCGUUUAUUGAAUUUUAUAGUAUUAUUUAGACCUAAGUGUUGUCGCUUUUUGAGUUCAGAUUAUUUGUUAUUUUCAGAUAGAGGAGGCUUGAUAAUGUAUUUUGGUAUAUAUUUAUUAAAAGCGCAGAAACAACUUGGUUUAAGCUUAUAAAUUCGUAUACGUGUUAGCUGUUUAUGGUAGUGGGGCCACAGAAUACGAACACUCGAAAUUCUCUGAACUCGAAAAUUGGACAAGUUAAUUGAGGCAAAAUUGAGCUUGUACUUAGUACACAAUAAAAGAUAUUGUUAACUAAAUAUGUAAGUAUGGUGCUAUCUGAGUAUGCCUUGAAGGUUUUUCUAAAAUUCUCGCGAAGUGCGUCAUCUGGAAAGUCGUGAAGAUAAAAUAAAAUUGAAUUCGGUAGAACUGUUAGAAAUAUAAUCAGUAUCAAUCAAUGUUUAUUUAUUUAAAUUGUCACUUAAGUGGUCGUUAGUAAUCUUCUUAUUAUUUUUUUUUUUCUUCUUUUGUUAAACGCACAUUAUAAUGAUUGAUUUUUACUGAAUUAUAUUAUGUGAGAGAGUCACUUUAUAUUUAUGUUGAAACAUAAGAAACAUCUAAUGUUACGUGCAGUUUCACUUUAAAUUAUCUAUAUAUUAAAGAAACAUAUAGCUUCUAGUCAAAAAUUUGAUCUUUUAGCUUAAAAUGUUAUAAAGUUACAUAUAUUCAAUCGCAAUUAAUGUAUGGGAUAUGUAUGAGAAAAAAAUAAAUUUUAAAAAUA
Aethina tumida (small hive beetle) is the source of this 15074-nucleotide messenger RNA. It is a transcript of the gene futsch, whose product is annotated as microtubule-associated protein futsch. Gene Ontology annotation, biological process: axonogenesis; microtubule cytoskeleton organization; regulation of microtubule depolymerization. Gene Ontology annotation, molecular function: microtubule binding; actin binding. Bases 123 to 13265 code for a protein of 4380 amino acids. Lineage: Eukaryota; Metazoa; Arthropoda; Insecta; Coleoptera; Nitidulidae. Gene Ontology annotation, cellular component: cytosol; neuronal cell body; synapse. The record is from RefSeq and is a predicted model, not a curated record. The transcript has 6 exons.